AUGGGUAACCGGACACACUGGAGGGACGAUGUGGGAGAUAAAUAUGGUUACUGGGGUCAUGUUGUUUUAGUGUUUCCGAGUUUGUUGGCAUGUACUCUAUUGUCGUCAUAUGCAUUUUACAUCAAUGUGGCCUUGAUCUCGGCGGCGGUAUGGAUAGUCCGUGCGUGCCCGCCAGCAGAAAACCAGGAAACUAAAAAGAAAAGCAAAUGGCAAAAGGAUUCUGACAAUGACGAGUUGGAUGAACUUUUGGUUGUCGAGGGUGAGAAGGCCGCAAAGUCUAGUAAUAAUAAGGAUCACUUGAUGGAUCUUGGUGUUGGCUCGUUCGUAUUCUCGGCUGGAAUAGUCGCGGCAAAACCUUUUCUAAAACGUCCUGAAAACCGAUUCAAGCCUCUCGGAGGUCAGCUCGUAAACGCAUGCAAACAUGCGUUUCCACUUUUUGUCCUGGGAUUUGCUCGAUUGAUCGCCGUCAAAGGAGUCGAUUAUCAAGAACACGUCUCUGAAUAUGGGGUGCAUUGGAACUUUUUCUUUACUCUUGCGUUUUUGCCAAUAUUUAUUACCCUAUGUCGAGCAGUAGAAAGGUACGCGAGAUUUGCAGUGGUCGGGCUGGUUAUAAUCGGAGUUUAUCAAUUAGCGUUAUCGAAACUUGGACUCGAGGAAUAUAUUCAGAAUGCGCCACGAACAGAUUUAAUCAGCGCCAACAAGGAGGGAAUUUUCAGCUUCUUUGGUUAUCUGGCCAUAUUUAUUUUUGCGUUUGAUACGGGUCAUUAUAUCCUUCCAGCCGAUCCCUACUAUGCUUUCCGUCAGAACCGCAAACCAAGCUUAAGACCCAAACAAAGAAAGCUUGCCAUGAUUCUGUUUUCAUGUGCGAUAUUAUGGUGCGUCGGUUUCAUGGUGGUUCUCGUGUACGGUAUUCAAGUGUCCAGACAAAUGGCCAAUAUUAGUUAUGUAUUCUGGGUUGCUGUCUACAAUACUGGGUUCUUGUGGUUGUUUCAAUCUGUAGAAUUAAUGUUUUUUGACAGAUAUUGGGUAAAAGAGGGUAUAUAUGUACCUCACAUUAUAGAAGCUUUUAAUACAAAUGGGUUGGCGGUUUUUAUACUGGCAAAUCUGUUAACCGGGUUGAUUAACCUGACAAUAAGGACAUUAUAUGCAUCUACUAUUGUAGCCGAGUCAAUAAUUUGUGGAUACAUGUUUACACUCUCAUUUGUAGCUAUUUUGUGGUGGAAAAAAGGUGGGGGUGAAAAAAAUGAGUGGUUUUGGGAGGACAAAAUCGAAUUAAAAAGUCUCGAGCCUUCGGUAUUCCGUCUGGGAUCGCUACUACUUGACGCCAUGUCGCAGAACAGCAGCGAUAGUUUUCGUUUCUGGCUCAAUGCUCACAUGCAAUUGGAACAAUUCUUAUCACAACUUCCUGCAAUUAUGAAAAUUAGAUCGAGAGAACAUCGCAUGGCUGCCUCGCAUUACACCCCUGGUUCACUUUGCCUGUGGGAAUUCAUGAUGACCGACGAGCACAUAACUAUUGGCAAUGAACGCGUCAAGAGAAAAGCACUCGAACAAGACAUUCGGCUGUUAAUUGAGGGCUAUGUGGAGAAGUCUUCAACCGACUACGCAACCUUCAACCAAGUCUGGACGAAUUUGCAAUUCUCUUUGAUACACUUUGUCUGCCCAGAAAAAUCAGGUCGAGAGCUUUUCAUGCAAUGUCUCUAUCAGAUAACUUUAUCGAAUUGCUUGGAAACUCGACUCGCCGUGCUGUUUACGUUGUAUCUUCUUUAUUUCACACAACCAGAAGCCUUUUUCCGCGUAAAGAUUCGCUUAUCACCAACAAUGUGGCAGGCCUUGUAUGGGCUAUACGAGUACUGUAAACAGAACGAAUUGGAAGAUGCAGCGUUCGUGUAUAAGAAACUCAGAACGUCUCAAGCAUUUGUGUUUGUAGCAGUUGCGGAUCCGUGCGGCGAAUUCGGCAACAUAAUGACAGACGUUGAUCCCAAAAAGCAUGCGUUCCACGAGUUUAAUUCAAUAACAGAGCAUAUCAGGACCUUUUCACUAGAUGCCUCUGAUUGUCAUGAAAACCUAGAUAAACUAGAAGAAAUCUCCAAACAGUAUUACAAGAACAAACAUCAAAUAGCAGAUACUCCUUUAGCAAAGCGAGUCGCACAAGAAGUAUCGCGUCAAAUGACAAGAUCUUACGACGGCCCAGUUGAUUUCGCACAUGUCGUUUCACCUUUAUCCGCUUCCGAGGAGUAUUUGUUGAAUGGUUUACGAUCCAAGCUCGCACGACUUGGAGAGAACCGCGAAUCCGUUCUACUUAGAGCGAGCGAGGCUUUGAAAGAAGAGCUGUUGACCAGCAAUGAUAACCAGACAAGGACGGAAACGGACGGUACCGCAAAUACUAGAGAAGCACGAUCUGAAGAAGAACAGAGGACGUCGUUUGAUAUUCGAAACAACAUUAGGGCGCAAACGUUUUCUGAUCGAGCCUUCAUAUCCCCAGCAAUACGCGCAAUGUAUAGGACUAGUACGAAUAGGUGA
Molecule: messenger RNA, 2520 nt
Organism: Paraglomus occultum
Lineage: Eukaryota; Fungi; Glomeromycota; Glomeromycetes; Paraglomerales; Paraglomeraceae
Source: the annotation of a GenBank genome assembly